Messenger RNA from Diospyros lotus (date-plum), 1648 nucleotides. Its product is annotated as protein DETOXIFICATION 29-like. The transcript is spliced from 8 exons. Gene Ontology annotation, biological process: xenobiotic detoxification by transmembrane export across the plasma membrane. The coding region runs from base 21 to 1568 and encodes 515 amino acids. Gene Ontology annotation, molecular function: xenobiotic transmembrane transporter activity; antiporter activity. The record is from RefSeq and is a predicted model, not a curated record. NCBI's taxonomy places the organism in Eukaryota, Viridiplantae, Streptophyta, Magnoliopsida, Ericales, Ebenaceae. Gene Ontology annotation, cellular component: vacuolar membrane.
UCAAUCUUUAUUGGUCAGAAAUGGAAGAUAGCAAGCAGCCCCUUCUCUCCCCAAGAGAGGACCAAAAUUCACAGAGUCCCCACCAUCUUCUCCGGCCAUACACUUCUUCCUUCUCUUCCUUCGUCGCCGAUGCCGACGACAUCGCCCCCAUCUCCGGCGUCAGGGACUUCUUCCGAGAGUUCGUGGUCGAGUCCAAAAAGCUCUGGUACCUCGCCGGUCCGGCAAUUUUCACCUCAAUCUGCCAGUACUCCCUCGGCGCCAUCACCCAGACCUUCGCCGGCCAUCUCGGAACCCUCGAUCUAGCAGCCGUCUCCGUCGAGAACUCCGUCAUCGCCGGCUUCUCCUUCGGCGUCAUGCUGGGAAUGGGAAGUGCGCUGGAAACCCUAUGCGGGCAAGCUUUCGGCGCCGGACAACUGGACAUGCUUGGCGUCUAUAUGCAGAGAUCGUGGGUGAUUCUGAACACGACGGCCUUCGCUUUAACGUUCCUAUACAUCUUCGCCGCGCCGUUCCUGAGACUCAUCGGUCAGACCGACGACAUAGCCAGGGCGGCGGGCACGUUCGCGGUGUGGAUGAUUCCGCAGCUCUACGCCUACGCGAUGAACUUUCCGAUCGCCAAGUUCCUGCAGGCGCAGAGCAAGAUCAUGGCGAUGGCGGUGAUAUCGGCCGUGGCUCUGGUUCUGCACACCUUCUUCAGCUGGCUGCUGAUGCUGAAGCUGGGGUGGGGCCUGGUCGGCGCGGCCGUCGUGCUCAACCUCUCCUGGUGGUUCAUCGUGGUGGCGCAGCUGGUGUACAUCUUCGCCGGCGCGUGUGGCCGUGCUUGGAUCGGGUUCUCAUGGAAGGCCUUUCAGAAUCUUUGGGGGUUCGUUCGGCUGUCGCUUGCGUCGGCGGUGAUGCUCUGCUUAGAGGUGUGGUACUUCAUGGCCUUAAUCCUCUUCGCUGGAUACUUGAAGAAUGCAGAGGUGUCGGUGGACGCUUUAUCAAUAUGCAUGAACAUAUUGGGCUGGGCAGUGAUGGUGGCUCUCGGCUGCAAUGCAGCCAUAAGUGUAAGGGUGUCGAAUGAGCUGGGAGCCGCCCACCCGAGAACGGCCAAGUUCUCGGUGGUGGUGGUCGUGUUAUCUUCAAUGGCGAUUGGUAUUCUACUCUCCCUCCUCCUCAUCAUCUUCAGAAAACAAUACCCGUCCCUGUUUGCAGAGAGUCGGGAGGUAAAGGAUCUGGUGGACGAGCUCACUCUAAUACUAGCAGCUUGUAUUGUCAUUAACAAUGUCCAACCUGUUCUCUCAGGGGUGGCCAUCGGAGCUGGAUGGCAGGCUGUUGUUGCCUAUGUCAACGUAGCAUGCUACUACUUAUUUGGCAUUCCUUUGGGCCUCUUCUUGGGUUACUAUCUCAACUUGGGUGUCAAGGGCAUUUGGUAUGGCAUGAUGUCUGGAACAGUGGUACAAACUUGCGUCCUAUAUUGGAUCAUUCAUCGAACAAACUGGAAUAAAGAGGCUUCUAUCGCUGGGAACAGAAUAAAGCAAUGGGGUGGAGAGCCAGAAGGCCCGGAGACCGACGUAGAGAGAUCAAAUUGAAGCUAGGAAUUAUUAUUAUUAUUAUUAUUAUUAUGCCAAAUUAUGAACAUGAAUUUUUGGUAGGAUAAUGCUUCACCGUA